Hemicordylus capensis (graceful crag lizard) is the source of this 4339-nucleotide messenger RNA. RefSeq names its product ectodysplasin A (gene EDA). Bases 1 to 2016 code for a protein of 671 amino acids. Gene Ontology annotation, biological process: immune response; animal organ development. The record is from RefSeq and is a predicted model, not a curated record. NCBI's taxonomy places the organism in Eukaryota, Metazoa, Chordata, Lepidosauria, Squamata, Cordylidae. Gene Ontology annotation, cellular component: membrane. Gene Ontology annotation, molecular function: death receptor agonist activity; tumor necrosis factor receptor binding; death receptor binding. The transcript is spliced from 10 exons.
AUGGAGCUUGUUAGUGAAAUCAAGGAAGAGAACCUGAUCAAGACCAGACAAAGCCUGGCUUGGUAUGUCACUGGGAAGAGGAAGGCGGGAUGGAUGUGGAUGCUGGUGGGGCAGGUGAGGGAGAUGGAAGGCGUCCAGGAAAAGGUGGCUGCAGCUGCUGCUGCUGCCGCCGCCGCCGGCAGAGCAGCUCCCUUCCCAAAUGCACAGUCAUACACUGGGACGGUUUUCUUCUGGUUCCCCAAGGACUCCUUGGACACAGAAAAGGCCAUCAGCGGGGAAGAGGAGUGCUGGACCCAGCAGGCUCUGAGCCGAGGAGAGCAGAGCCACCGGCCCGUCGCCCACGCCCCGCUGCCUGCAAACGGCAAGGCCCGCCUUCCUUCCCUGCCUCCACGGGGGCAGCAAGGGCCAGGCACGGGCACUUCUCCGAUCCCGAUCCCCGCAGAGUCGGGAGCGCAGCAGUUGGCGGCGGCGCCCAGGAGACCUGCUGCCGGACUCGGCGUGGCGGAACUGGCAAGCGCUCUGCACGCGCUCCGGAGCCCCUCCGCUGGCAUCCCACUGCCCGGGGCUGGACGUGCCCUCCUGCCCGCCCGCUCGGGGCAAGCCAAGGAGGCGGCGGCGCGCUCGGCUGCACCGCCGGGGAGAGGCGCGUGCCCGCUCACACGGGCGCCUCCAGGCCGCGCGGGGCAGGGAUCUGGGCCGGCAGGCGGGCCGGCGGCGGCUGCUCCUCCUCCUGGAGGGCGGGCGAGGGCGGGCGCAGGGCUCCUCCUCCGGCCGGGAGCGGGGGCAUCUGGAGGCGGCCGCCGCGGAGGAGGAGACGGACGGCGAGGGAGCGAGAGGCGAGGAUGCGGCGGGCGCCUCGGCAGCAGCAGCAGCGGCAGCAGCACCAGUAGCCGCCGCGGCCGGCAGCCAGGCGCCAUGGGCUCCGACCGGAGCAAGGCGCCGCCGCCGCCGCCGCCCAAAGCGACGGGCGAAGCAGCAGCGGCGGGGAGCGGGGCGGAGGGCUGCGCGUGCGGGCGGCGGGGCUGGGGCGUGUGGCGGGCGCUGCUGGGCUUCUUCGCGCUCUCGCUGGCGCUGCACCUCCUCACGCUCGGCUGCUACCUGGAGCUGCGCUCCGAGCUGCGCCGCCCCGCCCAGCCGCCGCCCGCCCGCCGCUGCUGCAGCCCGGCCCCCGCGGCCGCGCCGCCUCCGGCGCCCCCGCAGCAGCGCGUCGGCCGCCAACAGGUGGCCUUGUUGAACUUCUUCUCCCCUGAAGACAGGCUGCAUGCUGGAGAAGGAAGCCGCCGGGUCCGCCGAAACAAAAGGAGCAAAACCAGUGAAGGGUCAGAGGGCACAAGUCCAACUAAAAAGAAAAAAGGCGGCAAAAAAGUGGGCCCUCCAGGACCCAGCGGGCCCCCAGGGCCACCCGGACCACCAGGCCCCCCUGGCCCCCCUGGACCUCAAGGACCCCCAGGGAUCCCAGGGAUUCCUGGCAUUCCCGGUACCACAGUGAUGGGGCCCCCCGGCCCCCCUGGACCUCCUGGCCCCCAGGGACCACCUGGCCUGCAGGGCCCAUCUGGUACCACAGAUAAAGCAGGACCCAGAGAUGCCCAACCAGCUGUGGUUCAUCUCCAAGGACAAGGGUCAGCCAUUCAAGUCAAGAAUGGUGGAGUGCUCAAUGACUGGUCGCGCAUCGCGAUGAACCCCAGAGUGUUCAAGCUGCACACGCGCAGUGGAGAGCUGGAGGUACUGGUGGACGGCACCUACUUCGUCUAUAGUCAGGUAGAAGUGUAUUACAUCAACUUCACGGACUUUGCCAGCUAUGAGGUGGUGGUGGAUGAGAAGCCCUUCCUGCAGUGCACACGCAGCAUUGAGACGGGCAAGACCAACUUCAACACCUGCUACACGGCUGGGGUCUGUCUCCUCAAGGCCAGGCAGAAGAUCGCCGUGAAGAUGGUCCAUGCUGACAUCUCCAUCAACAUGAGCAGGCAUACCACCUUCUUUGGAGCCAUCCGACUAGGAGAUGCGCCCGCGUCCUAAAAAAACUUGGAGGAGACACCCAGAACUGCACAGGGCUUCUGCUCCAGAGGGUUGCCCGUGGCUGUGUGGCCCAGCCACCAAGAGAACUGAUCAGUGAGAGAUUUAUGUAAAUGCAGGAAGGGAGAGGAAGGUCUCCUACAGUUUGUACAGGAGUCAUGUGGGGAAAGAUGGAUGCUGGAGCAGGCGGGGACACUCCUCCAGGGGCCUCCUUCCUUGUUUCACACAUGGCAGCACUGACACCUGUUCUGCAGCUCACACUUGAGACUUGUGGUGAUUGUUUCCUGCUUCUGUGUGGCACGAGCAGGAAUGUCCUGUAGCAGGAGAGGACAGAAGAGAUGCCUCUGGGCAGCUGAGCUCUUCUGGGCAUGCCAGUUGAAGUGGGCGGGGGGGGGACGCGGUGUCGAGGCUUCUCUGCUGAGGGGCUGCCCCCUGUGGGUGGAGGAGCACAAGAGGAGGGGUGGUGAUGGGGCCCGUUCUGCAGACAGGAGGGAUAAGUGGGUCAAGGUUUCUGAAGCAGGCCGUGGAGGCUGGGGACAGCAGAAGGGCGCUGACCUUUGGCCACAGAAUAAAUUGCUCUCCAGUAACCUAAUUCUUUAACAAGCGAAUGUGAAGUGGUGGCAAGGCUGGACAAUCCUGUGCCUCAGCAGCUUCAUGCCCAGAUCACUCUGGAGGUCUUUCUUGUAGCAAAGAGUCUUGCUGGUGAGGGAGCUUCACUGCAGGGGGCCUGCCUCCGCCCCGUUCAGUGCAGCUCUGCCCAGGUUCAAAAUGCUUUGGGGAGCUUCUUCCCAAGGGCGGGUGUGCCGUGACCACCUUUCCUGGGCCUCUUCCAUGUUGCAGCUGUUCCGUCUUCUAAGGACACCUUUGCUGUCUCCCUUCUGGGCUUGGACAGGUGGCCUGUCAGCAUGGCUGGAGGAGGUUCCUUUGAGCUGCUGGCGCUGCUUCCUUGUCAUGGGCAAGCUGAGUUGUGGGUUAGAGCUUGACGUGGGCUUUGCUUCCAUGUCUGGCAUGAUGCCAGGCUUUGGAAAGCGGUGAAAGAGACCUGAAUUGAAGUCCUGGUCAAGGGGUGUCCAAAAUGAACCUCUCUCUUUCCAUUUAGACCAUCCCUAGGGGAAAUUACCUGUACAGGUGAAUUCCAACCAAGCUUAAAAUAAGUAAGCCAUAGAAUCAUACAGUGGGAAGGGGGCGGUCUGGUCCCCUGCUGAGAGCAGGAGUCUGUUGCUGCAUCCCUGCCAGAAACCUCCAGCACAGCAGAGCCUUCCUCUGUCUGGAAGAGAGCUGCUGAGGCAGGGAGCUUGCCAUCCAAGGAGGCUUUGAUUGCUUUGGGUGGUUGACCCGAGUGCCUUCCUGGCAUGGCAAAGCAGGUCCUCUGGCGGGACUCGGAGAGUGGUGUGUGCUGGCCGUCUUGGCGGGAAGGCAGACCUCUCUUCUCCCCCAGCAAGAGGAAGGGUGCGUGCUCAAGUGUGCCCGUGGUGGGACAGCAGUGCAAGGUGAGGCCUGUCCUGGGAAUGUGUGUCCGGCCGGAGACCCGCCACCCCACUCAGAGAGGCCUCCGUUCUGAACUGGCCAGGAAGCCCCUGGGACCGCCAGCUCCUGGCACAAAGGGGUGUGGAGGAGGCACCUGCCCUCUGAGGGCUCCUUGUCCUGAGCUGAGCCGGAGGUGAGACAGGAGGCCUCAUGUGGGAGGGAUGGGAUGCAGACAGCAGGGAGGCUCUGUUAGGCUGCUGUGCCCAAAGGCCUUGACUCGGCUGUCUUGUCUUGGGCAUGUUUCCCAGUGAGAAGGUGCAGAAAUGUAGCCGGAGGAUUUGCCAGGAGCGCCUUGCCUCCAUUUGUGGCUUAUCCACAGCCUGUCAAGGAAGUUGGCAGACUAGCCAGCGCCCCUCGUUUCCUGCGCUCUCUUCUGAGAACACGCCCCGAAAGAGCCGCCCGGCUACCCUGACACCUGCAAACGGCACUCCACCUGGUGUGGAGCGGGCUUCUUGUGUGGGUUGCCCAAGCAUGCAUCUUCUGGGGAGUCUUCUGUUGGGUUGCAGACUGCCCAGCUCUGCGGGUUUCCCUCCUCCUGACAGUUCUGGCAACAGGCUUCAUUAUGGCUGGCCUGGAGCGCUGAGUGGCCCGAGAGCUGCCGGCACAAGACCAACAGCCCGUCUGCCGAGGGCGUGAGAGCCGGAGCUCAGCGGCCGGCUGCUGCUGCUGCUGCUCUGUUGGUCUGCACCUUUUCCUCUCAACAUUAUCUGUAUAUAACAUAUACAUAGUGUAUAUAAACUGGGAUGUAAGUUUACGUAAAUUGUCAGUGUUUCUUUGCAAAUAAAACACUGCUGACCCA